GUCUGAGAAAGAGAAGAAGUGCCAAGGAGAAGAUCGGUUUAAGGAAAAAUAAAACGUGACGAGAGAGGACACGUGGAAACUGAUAACUAACGGAAGAUGGAGUCCUCACAGGAAGAAACCUUAGUGAAUGUUUAUACAAUACACGAGGGAUGCAGAUUCAAGGUAAACCUCGUCGCCGUCGACGUUCUCCGGCGAGGACGAGCGUACGGUACGGCGACGAAGAGUGUGAGCAACUCCCUCGGCUGCCUCUCCUUUCUGUCAUCGCCGUCACAAAUAAUCAACCCCUGGAGCACCAAUCACUCAGGUCAAGCUGCCUCUGGCAACGGCAGCGUGACUCGGGAGACGACCGAGUCGGAAGGUUUGUACGAGGAGCAACUUCAGAGUCUCGCUGUAUCAGCGGCUUCUUGGACGACAGGUUCAGUGUGUUCCGUACAGAGAUGGUUAUGGGUCGGAGUCACCUGAUGAAACAUCAUUUUUGUGUGGACCAGUGACUCAAUAGAGCCUGGCCAGGGGCACCACUUGAAUUAUGGCAUUUAUGGGUGAGAUUCAGCUGGCAUUUAACAGUUUUUUUGGACUCGGUCCGGACGAAGAUAUUUCUCAACACGGGACUAAGAUAUUUCUGAACACUGGACGAAGAUACUUCUUAACACCGGACGAAGAUACUUCUGAACACCGGACGAAGAUACUUCUCAACACGGGACUAAGAUAUUUGUGAACACCUGACGAAGUUACUUCUCAACACUGGACGAAGAUAAUUGUGAAUCCCGGAUGAUGAUAGAUACGUUUUGAAAAGAACGUUUGUGAGCAUGUAGAAGAUGUGUAUGUUUAUUGUAUUGUGACUAGUUUGUGAUGCCUGUGUUAUCCCAGUGGAGUUAGAAUAUUGUAAUAAUGAUGUUAAUUUGUUUAGCUAUAGAAUUGAUCAAGUUUUAUUUGUUUUUGGCAGUGUUAGUGUAGAGUAAUUAUAAAGAUAACGAAAGUAAUAAUGUUUCUCCAUACCGACGAAGUAAAGAUGGAGAACGGAUUUGCAAGUCGAUGCGUAUCGACAACGAAAAUAUCCGAGACGUCGCGUGCGAUCACGGGGCAUUUGUAACGUUUUGCCGAGAAGAUUGGCAUCGUAGACACGUUGCAAAUAGAUUGUAGCAUUUUCAAUUUGAUUUGAUUUUGAAUUUUGGCAUUGAUAUCAUUAUUGGGGGUUAAAAUGUUUUUCAAAAGUGUAAAUAAUCACGGGAUGGGCGAAACAGUGGAAAGUAUAGGCGGCAAAUUGUCGACACGGCUUCCGAUCUUCCAUCCGUUAGUUUUGUAGUGCGUCUCAAAUUGAAAAGGACCGCGGCAGGCGCUCCGACCGUAAUUGUCGGACGAAAGGGAUAGCGGGCAAAAGUUGUGGGGCAUUUAUGUAGUAGAGUACAUAUAAAGGGGGGGGAGACGAGCGAAUACGUGGCGUGUGGAUAUCCAUUUGAUAAUUGUAUAUGUUAUUUAGAGUGUGUGAGAGGCGAAGAUUAUGUAAUUUGUAAAUUAGUAAUAGGUAUACUGUAAAGUGAAGUUUAUUGUAUAUUUAGGUGAUCGGUGCACUAUAGUGUAAGUAAUACGUCGUCGUCGUUUGUUCCUCCUCGUGAAACAUCUCCAGCAUUACUUGUCGUAGCACAAACACUAGUACCGUCACCAAGAUCAUUAUUAGGUUAUACACGACAAUCGGGUCCAAGUGCUGCACGUGUUUGAGUUGAAGAACCACUAUUUCUAAGAGGAUUUGCACCAGCACCCUAUUUGAAGUUAAUAAUACUGUAAUAAUAAUAAUAAUUAACGGUUUAUUGAAAAAAGUUUGCAGCCCGAAGGCUGAAAAUAUACAUUGGACAUAAAUGACUUA
Homarus americanus (American lobster) is the source of this 1861-nucleotide messenger RNA. RefSeq lists its product as uncharacterized. The transcript is spliced from 5 exons. NCBI's taxonomy places the organism in Eukaryota, Metazoa, Arthropoda, Malacostraca, Decapoda, Nephropidae. The coding region runs from base 150 to 491 and encodes 113 amino acids. The record is from RefSeq and is a predicted model, not a curated record.